Molecule: messenger RNA, 1640 nt
Organism: Epinephelus moara (kelp grouper)
Lineage: Eukaryota; Metazoa; Chordata; Actinopteri; Perciformes; Serranidae
Gene: nifk
Product: nucleolar protein interacting with the FHA domain of MKI67
Exons: 6
Coding region: 114-953 (279 amino acids)
Biological process (GO): maturation of LSU-rRNA from tricistronic rRNA transcript (SSU-rRNA, 5.8S rRNA, LSU-rRNA)
Cellular component (GO): nucleolus
Molecular function (GO): RNA binding
Source: RefSeq, a predicted model, not a curated record
GGUUGUUACCACAUGGUUAACCGGAUAAAGACACCAACGUGGUUCGUGUAGAGUUGACAAACGGUGGUGUGUGUUCUUGUACAACUUAUGUCUGGUUUCCAUAAUUAAUCGAAAUGACUGAAAGUAAGGCAGAAGCGGCUCAGAGGCCCAAAGAGCUGCUGGCUCUGGACCCUAAACAAGAGUCCGAGUUCAAGAAGAAGGUGCAGGAGGCGAAGAAGAACAAAUUCAGCACGGGGGGGCAUUUGACCCCUGGAGUGGUUUACGUCAGUCACCUGCCAAAGGGGCUGUUUGAACCUCAGCUAAAGUCUUACAUGGAACAAUUUGGGAAAGUCCUGAGGCUGCGGCUGGCCAGGAGUAAGAAGACAGGUGGAACCAAAGGCUUUGCGUUUGUAGAGUUUGACUGUGAUGAAGUAGCCAAAAUUGUUGCAGAAACCAUGAACAAUUACCUCAUGGGAGAGAGACUCAUCAAAUGUCACGUGAUUCCUCCAGAGAAGGUGCAUGAGAAUCUGUUUGUUGGCUCCGAAAAGAAGUUUGCAAAACCCUCCCAUCCUGCUGUACUCCGCUACAAUAAGAAACGCACAGAGGAGCAGAUCACCAAGUUGAAAGACAAACUCCUACGGAAAGAGGGGAAGCUUCGCAAGAGACUUGCAGCACACGGCAUCGACUAUGACUUCCCUGGAUUUGCUGCCCAGGUUCCUCAGAAGAAAAAGUCAUCCGAUUCCAUGGAUGCAUCUACAUGUAGUGAAGACACCACACCACUCUGCACCCCCUCUGUCCUAGAGAAGAGGAAGUCCAUGGUUGUCGACGAUGACGAUGAAGAUGAUGAAAUUAUCAUUAAGAUGCCAGCUGCAGUGGAAGAUGAAGAGCGCUCCUCAGAGGAAGACAGUGACAGUGAGGAGAAGAAUGAUUCAGAGAGUGAAGAACCCAUUGCAGAGGACACAGAAGCACAGUGAAAGUCCUCACUGUUUUAUUGUGGACUUGGUUCUCUUGCUGUCAGUGUACAGUUGCAUACAUCAUUUUUGAACUGUGUUCAGAAAUUAGUGUCUUUCAGGAUGUGGAAAUCACAUCACAUUGUAGGAAGACACUCGUAUGAAAGAUACCACCAUAAUUGUGGGUACUACAGUAGUGAGCACCACAGAUGGUGCUUGCAGAAUCACACUGAGCCUGAUUUAUGGGCAACAGUUGUGCCGGGACUUCUUUGACAAAGGCAGAUGUGCAUUUCAGUCUUGGAGCGGACCUCUUCCUUUACCACACAGGGCUGUUGUAUUGAUACAAAACAGCAGCAUUUUUAUUUUUGCUUUGUCUAAAAGUGUGGUUAAAUUUGUGCUAUGUAAACCAGUGACCCCCAUUUAAUAAAAAAAUUCUAGGGAGACCUCAAUCUGAAAAGUUUUUGGUUGUUAGAUAUGAUUAAGACCAAAAUGUAAUAGCUGUCAACUACAGUUGAGGAUGUUACUGUGGAGGAAGUGAAUCCUAUAAUCAGAAAAGACACUCUGUUGACUCUUACCCAUGACGGGCUCACUUCGUUAGUGGAAAACAAUUCCCCAUUUUUCUGGAACUCCCUCAACGACCAGUUGUUGAGACCCACUGAUGUAAAUUAUGAUCUUUAAAAAUAAAUAAUCUGAGAAUGUGCUCUAGAGCAA